AUUAAAACAAAGAUUCUUCACUUAAGCCCGCCUUAAUAAUGUAAAUGAAAUGACAUUUGAGCUCUGUGUAACUUAAUGUAAUCCUGGAUUACAGUUUCAAGAUGUCUGUCAUCUUAUUUGACCAAUCAUCUGUCAAAGAUGAUGAAGCAAAAUGUUCGUGUGUUGUUAAAGAUGUUUUGAAGACAAACGGAGAUCGUUUUAUCCUUACUUUGCCUUCUUCUUCCACUUUUGCAAACCUGUAUUCGGAGGUUGGCAAAAAAGUUCAAUACGUUAGUGGAACCUUCAACCUCGUCUUCGUCUGCACCAAGAAAGUCAAGGAUGAAUAUGAAGCUCAUUCGGAAGUGGAAAUUGGUGAGGAGGAUCAGCAUCACCUGGAUUCAACACUCAGCACAACUUCGAAAAAUUUUCUGGAAAUUCGCGAAAAACUUGGAGUGGCUGUAGAGAUGGUAUACCCAAGUACUAUUUUAGAGGACAUGGGCCCAGCCACUUCUAGUAGUUGUGGAGGAUAUAGAGUUGAUUCAGAAAGUCACAUGCAUAGGAGGAUGGCUGUUUCCUCACCUGACACAGAUAAGUUAAACGAACACAUUCGUCAAAAAGCUGACGAAAUGGCUUCUAAUCGCCUCUCCAAUGCCUCCAAGUGUCCAACAGAAAACGACGAACCAAAAGAUGUUCGUUUUGUCGGGCUUGUCAACCAAGCUAUGACAUGUUACCUCAACAGUCUCAUACAAACUCUUUACAUGACUCCUGAGUUUCGGAAUGCAAUGUACAAAUGGGAAUGUCACAACCAAGAUGACACAACAAGUAGCAUCCCAUAUCAACUGCAACAUCUGUUCCUUCUCCUUCAAACUUCCAACAAGGAGUCAGUAGAGACAACUGGCCUCACUAGAAGCUUUGGUUGGGAUAGUAGUGAAGCUUGGCAGCAGCAUGAUAUACAAGAGUUAUGUCGUGUUAUGUUUGAUGCGUUGGAAAAUACAUUCCAAGGAACAGAUCAAGCUGAUUUGAUCAAACGGCUUUAUGAAGGAACAAUGAAGGAUUACGUCCAAUGUUGUGAAUGUCAUCAUGAAAGCGCAAGGAACGACACGUUUCUUGAUGUCCCGAUCACCAUACGACCGUUUGGUGCAACCACAAGCUACAAAUCUGUUAUUGAAGGUUUGAAUGCAUUUGUUGAACCAGAGACACUGGACGAGAGCAACCAAUAUUACUGUGAGAAGUGUGACAAGAAAUGUGACGCAAAGAAAGGGUUAAAGUUCACCAAAUUCCCAUAUCUUCUGACACUUCAGCUGAAGAGGUUUGAUUUUGAUUAUUCGACCAUGCAUCGAAUCAAACUCAAUGAUUGCAUGCAGUUCCCACAAAUACUAAAUCUUAAUUCUUUCACAGAAGAUACAAGCAAGGACACUACAUCUUCAUCGACGGAUGAUGAUCCAGUAAAUAAUGAGGAGAUGGAUGACUUGUGUGAGGAGAAUAAAGAACAAGUUGACGAGGAAGACACAAGCAGCCACGACAGCGGGCACGACCCCGAUCGUAAUCUUCCUGGAGGUUCCAACGGUGUCGGGAUGAAUGAGCAAUCCAGUGAAGAGGAGGCGAGCAGCGUGGAUGAGGGGAUCGACUUUGAAUCCCAACUCUCCCAUCGAAGGAAGAGGAGGAACAGUUGGUGGUUGAAUGAUGAGGAGGCGCUCGUGGACUCCUAUCUUCAGGAGGGACCGUAUGUUUACGAAUUGUUUUCAAUCAUGAUUCACUCUGGCAGUGCUGCAGGUGGCCACUACUAUGCUUAUAUUAAGUCAUUUGAAAACAACAGAUGGCAUAGUUUCAAUGACCAGAUUGUAUCCUCGAUUACCAACCUUGAUAUUGAGAAAACAUUUGGAGGAGUAAGUUACCCACGUACGUCAUCAUCGUAUUACUCAACAUUUUCAAGUUCCAGUUCUACAAAUGCUUACAUGUUGAUGUAUCGACAAAUAAACAAACAAAGAAAUUCCAUGUUCAUGGAAACAACGGAGCUUCCAUCUCACAUCCAGGACCUUGUUCAUAGAGAAGAAGAGGAGGAGAGGUUGAGGAUCAUGAAGAUAGAGCAGGAGAGGAAUAUGUGUAGCAUCAGAUUAUUUUUACGCCACCCAUCACUUGUGGGCCACCUGGUACAACCAAUACUUGAUAAGACAUUUGAAUUCCACAAAGACACGACAUUAGUUGAUGCUGUCAAGCAAGCUCAUAUGCUUAUGAGAAUAAAGAGCGAGGUGGUUCCAGUUGACCGAUGUCGUUUGGUAAAGUACGAUCACAUUAACGAUGUGCUUGACCGAUCUUACGAUAUUGACAGCGAGGAUGGAGAAAAAACUCUCAGCCAGUUGUUGGGUGGUCCUCGCAACUCGUACCUGUUUGAUUUACUCCUGGAAACAAGAGAUGAAGGCGAGAAGUUUGAAAAAUAUGAAUGUGGUGGAGUUACACUGAAAAUAUUCCUUGCUGAUCCAGAAGCACUGAACCUCCAUGAGCAAGUUACGAUCCGUGUGACUGAGCAACAGACUGUGCUCGAUAUGAAGACUCGCAUAGCUGAGAAACUGAACCUCUCUCUUGGUUCAAUGCUGGUUGUUCAUGAAAGAUAUCGUGGGGAGUGUCAUAUACUCACCAAGGAUUCUAAAACAUUAAAAAGUGAAGGAUUCUUCAGAAGUGCCAAACUUUAUGUUGAUUUGAUGACUGAAGAGGAAAGUUCUUCAGACUCUUUGAAGCUGGAGGACACUCGUCUAUGGAACAUCCUUGAUAAGAUCGCUAAUCUUCUUACAAUCAACAUCGUUUUACCAUCAGAGGUGACUGAAUACUUCGACAACAUGCAGCAAGCCAUGGAGAAAACCAACCUGGAUUCCAAAUUAAAUGGACAAGCUUCAUCUUCAUCAAGUGAUGAAGGGGUGGGGUCACUUGGUGACAGUAGUGGGAAUUCCUCGUCACCACCCCAAAAUCCACCUGAGGCAGUAGAGAGCAUGAAUGAUGAUGAAACAAUGGAUUCAAACUGUGGCGAAAUUGAAAGUUUUUGGCAAAUUCCCGAACUCAGCCACGAAGAUCAAACUAAUGAAGGGGAAAGGAGACGGAAUAAUAGUUAUGAUAACGAUUCAAUGUUGUCUUCUGUGCUAAAUGAUCUGCCAGGGAAACUGCAGAAGAGAUUUGAAGAAACAGGCUACAUGAUCCCUGCCUCCCCCACCAGUUCAUUGAAAUGCAACUCCUCACAAUCUGACCCUCCAUCUCUUAUGACUGACAUGGAGUUUGAUGAGAUGGCGAAUGAAAGUUUUGACGCCUCAAAUUAUAAUGAUGAUGUAGAGCAAGUGUUGUCCGUUGAAAGCGAAGGAAGUAGUUUAAGCACCUCGUGUUCCACGUUGGGCAGCACUGACACCAUAUGCCACCCUGUUGAAGGCCCAUGCCACGGCCCAGAGAUGUCCCCCGCAGAGGUUGUUCGUAAGUCAGUUGACGUCAACCAGAGCGAAGUCGUGGCACCGUGCCACUGCCCCAAGCCACUUGCCACGGGUUUGCCAAAGUACUCAACAGGGAAAUGUUACCCUGGACAUGUUGUACAAUGUGCUGCACUGGAACCUACAUUGGAUUACACCAAGGCACUGAUGUACGCUGACAGUGAUUCAAAUACCACGGGUGAUCCAUCAAUAACAGACAACAGAACCAACCCCGAUGGGACAGGUGACGCACAUGUAUGUGCCCAUAAACCAAAACAAUUACCCAUAGUUACAAACGAGCCUGUAAAAUCAGUCAUGUGGAACGAUAAUGUAAGUGUGGCUCCUGACGCCACAAGGGAGCCGUGCGACUCGUGCCAUGAAAAAUCUACAGCACCAAGCAGCAGUAACGUGAACUUCUGCAGUCCCCAAAUCUCAUGCGGCGCAUGCGGCUCUUCCUCCUCACAAUACAUGAAGGAGUCUACAUCCCAAGAUCUUCCCAACUUAUCUUCCACUGCUGGAUCUUCCGCCUCGGCUCCCAAAGACAUUCCAGAGUCCUCCGAAGCCUGUGAGAAGAUCAACCCUCUCUUCUCGUGCUCCCCGUACUAUAAGAAAUCCAUCCUGAGCAGCUCUGAGGGCAUCUUGGACUCGGUUUCUCGCUCAAGGAGAGAGCGAACCAUCUCUUGUUCAUCUGCUGCUUCUGAUGGUUGGGGAGUGUCGAGCGAGAUCGCGCAAAAACAGUUUUAUUUCCGGGUUCUUGAAGUUCAGCAGAAUGAGAAUGAGGAGAACAAACCAUGCAAAGAGCUGCAUGUAGAAAUGGACAAGCGAAUGCCUUUGUUGUCAUUAAAGCGACAUCUUGCCCACUUUGUAGGCACAGCUACAAGAAGGUUUGUCAUCUACAGGAAAUACGCCAGUGGUCAAGAGAAUGAGAUGAGUCAAUUAACAGAAGAUUUUCGAUCAAUUCCUAAUUCGACGUUGUUUGUUGUUAAACUGGGUCGUGCUUUACGUAAAGAUGAAUAUCGAUGCAAACUUUAUCAACUGAAGCUUUACGAGGAGGAGACUGCCAAACCAUUAAUGAAUUGGGUGAUACAACGUGGGUUGACAGUUGGUGACGCACGUAACUUGCUGUGUGAAGAUAUAAGUGAACAAUGUGAUAUACAUACUCAACCAGAGAGAAUUCGUAUUCGUAAGAAAAUGUGGAAGACACCAAGCCAAGUUUAUCUUGAAAACGAUAAAUUUGGGACGAACAUCAGUUUGUACGGAACCAUUGAGUUUUUCAUUGAAUUCCUUGAUAAACCUGAACCAAAGACAGCGGCCAAUCAGCUUGUGUUGUUGUGUCGUCGAUGGAGACCAUCUUUACUUAAGUUUGAAGAUUUUGAGGAAGUUGUUUUAAAAGACGAAGUUGUUUCAUCGACUUACUUGGGGUGGAACGCAGAUCAUCUUCGAAAACAACUUGCCGUAGUUAGUGGGAUACCAAUCGACGAUAUACAAAUGGCAAAGGGACGUGGUAUGUUCCCAUUCAGAACCAGUGUAUUAGAUGCUGAUACAAGCCUUGAUUGGGUUCCUACAUCAACAAGCCCUCAUACUUUCUCCAUGCAUCUUACUGAGGAUGGAACUGUUGUAUUUUACAGAGAUAAAAACGAGGAAAUAAAAGAGAUAACAGAGGAAGAAAGAAAGAUAAUCAUGGACGAAGAGAUGAAAUCAAAUUCAACCAUAUCGGCUUCCACUAAAACUAACAAAGAACUGAACGGACCUUCAACAAAACCAGUUUCUUACCGACGAGAAAAAGCUUUGAAAAUCUUUAUUCCGCCUUCAAGAAACAAAGAAGUUACAACAGAGCUAUAAACCUCCCAACAGCUGCCAGCAUGUUACUUUCUACCCAUAUGCGCCUACCAUUUAAUAACACAGGGGAUGCAGUCAUAGAUAGACAUACAAUUCUGUGAAACGUAUUUCGACCCAUUGGUUGUAAUGAAAAAUUUCAAGGGUUGGACUACCCACUCUGCCACCCAAGGUUCUGCGCUUAAAAGGUCAAAGAUUCUAUGUAGAUGGAGUAUACUGCAAGAGAUUGAAGUAUCAAAAAUGGUCACUUCGUUUCUAUACAGAGUUUACUUUUCUUUCUGGUAAAAUAUCCUCAACCCUACUGGCUAUUCAAGAAGCCAAAUAAUAUAACAACACACUGCAAGGUGCUUUCUUGUUUUUAAACCUACGACAGCAAUACCCAAAUUCACAGUACCAGCAAAUUGUUAUGUGUAGAUGUUAUCGUUGUCUUACUGGACAGCAUUUGUUAAUUCUUUUUUUACAUAUAAUGACAACGCUUGAAGUUUUGUUCCUAUAAGCUGUGCUUCUCAACCUCUACGUCACGAUUUAAAACUAGGUCACCAUUUGAUUUGGUUGCCACUACAGCAGUUUGCAAUAUCUUUUGGCUGUGGUUUUAAAUGUUAAAUUAAUUUAUUUCAUGCCUGCAAAAAGUUGUAUCAAAUGUAAAUUCGCUGUUAAUUAAUUUAAUAUUUGGUUUGUGUCAUUGAACAGUUAAGAAGAACUGCUAUGAAGUGUACCAAAGUGCUUUUCUCUUUAAAUUGGUGUGCACUAUGUUAUUUACAGUUCGUACACAGAGGAAAACUGGAUGUGCUAUAUACAAAUAGAUGCUUGCGGUGUCAUAAUGUCGUUUGCAUUUUUAAAGCUUUGUUAAAAUAGCAUCGAUUCGUGACAAUAAAAGUUAAUGUUGAUAAA
Molecule: messenger RNA, 6152 nt
Organism: Ciona intestinalis (vase tunicate)
Lineage: Eukaryota; Metazoa; Chordata; Ascidiacea; Phlebobranchia; Cionidae
Source: RefSeq, a predicted model, not a curated record